Nicotiana tabacum (common tobacco) is the source of this 568-nucleotide messenger RNA. NCBI's taxonomy places the organism in Eukaryota, Viridiplantae, Streptophyta, Magnoliopsida, Solanales, Solanaceae. The record is from RefSeq and is a predicted model, not a curated record.
CUUUUAAUGCUUCACCUUCUCUCUGUCUCUUCUCUUCUUUUCUUUCGUUCUUUCUCUAUCACAUUACACCCCCUGAGAAUAAUACCAAAAUCGAAGUUAAGAUUUAAGAAAGAUCCAGGAACAUUUUUCCUAUUCUCUCUCCAGAAACCUUGUGUUUUUUUUUUCUCAAGAAAAAUGGCAAACAGUGGGUUUCCGGUAUGCCUUGCAGGGAUCAUGCGUCCACUUCCUCUCUCUAAAGAGAUGACAGAUCACAUUGGAAGAAGGGAGGCCAUGAAAAAACUUAGAGUUCAAAUGGGAGAAAAAUGGAACAUAACAACUGAUGAGAGAAGCCAUGGCAGAGAAUUUAGAGAGAAAAUAAGUGAAGCUGAUGCAGAUCUUAUUGCUGGUCUUCUUCGUUUGGCUUGUACAGCGAAGGCUGCUUAAGUAAGCCUAACAUAGACCAAAGUGUAUUUAUUUUGGUUUUCUGUUGUUUAUGUUAUCUACUCUUGCCUUUUGGGAGGUUGUGAAGGCUUAGAUUUGUGUAACUAACUUUAUUUAUCUAUUAAUUACUUACUUCGGUCCACGAUAA